This is a messenger RNA of Eurytemora carolleeae, 417 nucleotides long. RefSeq names its product pre-mRNA 3' end processing protein WDR33-like. The transcript has 3 exons. The record is from RefSeq and is a predicted model, not a curated record. Gene Ontology annotation, cellular component: mRNA cleavage and polyadenylation specificity factor complex. The coding region runs from base 13 to 417 and encodes 134 amino acids. NCBI's taxonomy places the organism in Eukaryota, Metazoa, Arthropoda, Copepoda, Calanoida, Temoridae.
UUCAGACGAAAAAUGGUAAUUAGUCAGCCCCCGCCCAUGCACCAAAUGGGCGGGCACCAGAUGGGUGGGUUCCACCAACAUCAGCCGGCAGUUAUGCAGAAAGGUCCGCCUGGAGUGCCGAUGAUGGGUCCGGACGGUCAGAUAAUCGAUUUCGACGGGAAACGAUUACGGAAAACGAUGAUGCGGAAAACCAUCGAUUACAGCAGUUCUUUUCUCAACAUGAUUCAGAAUAGGGUUUGGCAGAGAGACUUCAGAGAUAGACGAGCUAUACAGCCAGAUAUCUGCUAUUAUCCCUCAAUUGUCCCACCACAGCAAAUCCUGGACAAUCCUGUUAAUGCAGUCACUACAAGGGUGAAACAGAUCUUUCUGGGUCAUCUCCUCCCUUCCAAGAGUCUCAAUGUUUUCCUUGUUCAAUAA